Molecule: messenger RNA, 1137 nt
Organism: Alternaria arborescens
Lineage: Eukaryota; Fungi; Ascomycota; Dothideomycetes; Pleosporales; Pleosporaceae
Exons: 2
Coding region: 1-1137 (378 amino acids)
Cellular component (GO): mitochondrion
Molecular function (GO): hydrolase activity, acting on acid anhydrides, in phosphorus-containing anhydrides
Source: RefSeq, a predicted model, not a curated record
AUGUCCACCCCAGCAGACCACCAGCCGUCUAAAAAGGCGGCAAAGACACCAGCGGUUCCACGGCCCAGCGCAAGUGUCCUCCUGAUCUCCCCUACCAACCAAAUUCUUCUUCUGCACCGUGUCAAGAAAGCCUCGAGCUUCGCCUCCGCACACGUCUUCCCUGGCGGCGCCCUCUCCAAAACGCACGACGGCGCCAUCCCCGACGUGAACGACCCAGGGAGACACCAAGAUGGGCCUGCCUACCGUAUGGCAGCCGUGCGCGAGACAUUUGAGGAAUGCGGUAUCCUACUAGCUAAGAGCAAGAAGACAGGCAAGCUGUUCACCGAGAUCAGCGACGAAGAACGUGAAAAAGGGCGACGAGACGUGCACAGCGGAACAGUCAAGUUUGGCGAUCUACUUGAGAAAUGGGGUGCUGUCCCCGACACCGAGGCGCUGAUACCGUUUACGCGGUGGGUAACGCCCGGCAACGUGCCCAAAAGAUUCUCGACACAAAUGUACCUUUACUUCCUUCCUCUCGGGUCCGUAUCGCCCACGAAACACGCGGCACCAGCGUCCACGCCCCCUGGCUCUGGACUCGAAGAAGAAGAUGAAAUCGUUAUACCAAACCCGACGCAUGACGGGGGUAUCGAACACACGGCCGCACGUUUCCUGCCACCGAACAAGUGGAUUGAUCUCGCGAGGCAGAAUAGGAUUAUAUUGUUUCCGCCGCAGUUUUUCCUGACGCUGCUGCUGAGUCCGUAUCUAGCGGCAACGGUCACGAGCCCGAGCAGUCCUACACCAAGUAUCUCGGAGCUGCAACUCGAGCGAGAAAAAUGUCUGGAUUUCUUGCGCAAACCGAGGAUGUAUGAUGGCAAGCCUGAAGUUUCCUUUGCAGAAGCUUGUAUUUCUCCUAUCGUGCUGGGCAAGGGUCAGUAUGGUGAGAAGGGGCAGGACGGUGUGGGAGGUGUGGAUAAAGAUACUGCGGUUCUCGUAUUGGAUCGACCGGGUAAAGAGGUCGAGGAGCAGGAAGGUGGAAAGGGGAGGAGGGGACUGCGGGAAUGGGUUGUUACGACGAGGUUCAAGGGGGAGGGGCCGAGGGAUGUGGAUGUUAGACGGAGGGAGGACGUGCUGGGGAAGAAGACGCAGGAGAAGUUGUAG